Apiotrichum porosum is the source of this 2313-nucleotide messenger RNA. RefSeq lists its product as uncharacterized. Bases 1 to 2313 code for a protein of 770 amino acids. NCBI's taxonomy places the organism in Eukaryota, Fungi, Basidiomycota, Tremellomycetes, Trichosporonales, Trichosporonaceae. Gene Ontology annotation, molecular function: DNA-binding transcription factor activity, RNA polymerase II-specific; zinc ion binding. Gene Ontology annotation, biological process: regulation of DNA-templated transcription. The record is from RefSeq and is a predicted model, not a curated record. The transcript has a single exon.
AUGACUCGCAGAACUCCCUCCCCCCCACCAAACGCUCCAGCAGCGAAAAGAGCCAAGAUAUUUCGCGCCUGUGCAACCUGCGUCACCUCCAAGACCCGAUGCGAGGAUGUGACGUCCGUGGGAUGCUCGCUCUGCCGGCGCCGAGGCCGUGUCUGUUCGCUCGCGGCUGUAGCAAGUGCGCUCGAGGCCAACAGCGGGUCCUUGUCCAACGGGAACGAACAGGACCGUACGACCCCAUCAAUGGCAAUGAACGGCAGCAAUGGCAAUGGCAGUGCCAGCUAUACGAUGGACCCUGGCUCCUCUAGCUCAAACAACGACCUUGCACCGCCGCCUUCACGCCACUCGCUCCACCCUUCCCCACACGACACAAGCGCACUCUCCCCGCUUCGCCCGACCUACCAGCACCGCACCUAUGCACCUACACCGUCUGGAUCUAAUGUGCCUGACUGGCACAGCAACGAGGUCGACGAGCUCCGUGUGCGGCUCGCCGAAGCCGAACGGAGGGUCGCAAGAACCGAGAGUGCACUGGCGGACAUACAGGUGCGCACCGAGCGGACGGAGCGUGAGCGUGAGCAAGAACAGGAUCGCGAAACGGACCGGGAGAGGAGGAUCGGUACGGCCAACUAUCGACGCGGGAACGGCGGGCACGCUGCACUGCAGUCUCCAGGUAGCGAUGCGUUUCUAGAGACUGCCGGACCCCUCCGCUUGGCCAUGACGAUGCUCUACACCAUCGACGAGACCAUCUUCUCAAUAGCCGGAACACGACUGUACCCCCACCCUGUGAUGAGGGGCAUUGUUCCUGCCUCACACGUCGAAUUAGCCUGGCAUGGAUUCAAGGCCCGUAUCAGCACUUUGCUGCCCCUCCCACCAUUUUUGGCCGUGUCCACGCCGGUACCUUCGCACGGCUUUGUUCUCCUCGCGGCCCUCCACCACGUUCCAUCGGCAUAUUCGUCGCAAUUUGCACCUUUGCUCGAUGAAUCAAUCCUUAUCGCCAUGGGUGGCGGUGUCAGCCUCGAUGUCAUUCUCGCUCUCCUCAUUCUGUCGUUUGCCCCCGCUCAGCCCGAAGACGACAACGGCGACGACGGCGACGAUAGGUCCAUCCCGAGAGUGGUGCCCACAGCUCUUCGCCUUAUCUCCCUCGCGUACAGCAUAGGCCAGAGCCUGGGUCUCGACAGCGUCGUCGAAGGGACGCUUCGGCUUGGCGACAGGCUCAACCUCGAAAUGUAUGGCGAAGCCCUUUGGCGCCUACAGCUCUGGGCCGCCGUCGUGAACCGCUACGUGUUACUGCACAUGACCUCUGGUCAAAAGGCCCAUUUCCCACCUUUGGUGUCCCGCCGCCUGCCCAUCUUACAUAGGGACAACAUUGAAACUUGCUCAAGGCACUUGAGGUGCGAAGCCGAGCUGAUCGAAAUGUUCUUCCCGUUCAACCACGUCAUGUCGCAGCUCGAACACAUCGAAGACUCGGAAAUGGACAAUGUACACGCUCUCCACAGGGUGUGGAACGAGAUUUUACAAAGGGCAGACAACUACACUCGCGACACAAGUAACCCACCGGGCCUCCGAAACGAUGCGCGGUGUAUGCUAUACUCGGCCGGAUUGAGACUGGCUUCUUUGACAUUUUGGAUCCCUUCACCACUCAGGACCAAGCGAGAGGGCGUGAUUCAGCUCCUCAAAGAGUUCCCUGCUAUCAUGAAUCGAAUGCUCGAUAUGGUCUGCGGCGACGGCGAGCUACCCACGAACGCGUCUUCCGGCGACUCCCUUCGAUUUGCCGACGCCAAUGGUCACACUGGCUCCUCCAACUCGUCGACCUACGCUGGCCUGGGUCCCCGACCACCGUCUUUCACCAGCCCGACCGUCCACCACAAUGAAGUCACGGACCCGCUCCCAAUCUUGCCAAUGUACACCGUCAUGUCGUUGUGCAACGCCAUCGUGACGCUCCACCGUUCGGUUCAGUUCGUAGCUGCCGCGUAUGGUCAAUCCGACAUGACCGAGGGCAGCCGCCUCGGCCUCGCCGACCAGCGCGUGCGCAGGAUGGGCAAGCCGUUUAAAUUCGUCCUGGAGGAAACGACAAGGUUGAUGAACCUUUCCCCGCUGUAUUCGUCGGGGUGGCUCCUCCCGCCAGAGGCUCGACACGCCCACCAACCUCCACUGAUGGCAGGAGAGGCAGAGCAGGUCGGAGGGGUAGUCGGAGGGCAUGGCAAUGCGGUUGUGCCCGCCCCACCGGCAACGCUAGAUUUCGACCUGUUGAAUUGGGACCUGAGUCUGCUGUAUCCUGACAUUGUGGGAUUUCAUGCGGUGGGAGGUAUGCAGUGA